Molecule: messenger RNA, 805 nt
Organism: Blepharisma stoltei
Lineage: Eukaryota; Ciliophora; Heterotrichea; Heterotrichida; Blepharismidae
Source: the annotation of a GenBank genome assembly
AUGGUUUAUUCAAAGCUACUAAAUGCUCUCGUCGUCCUCACUCUCUUAUCAUUUGCCAAGGGCUUUACACUGCUAGGCGAUUGGACUCUUAGAAGAUUAACAGCAGAUAUAGUCCAGGAAUCUAUUUAGAUGGUCCUGGGCUAGGAGAAUGCAGCGCAACUCACCGACUUGAUGCUCCAGUUCAAGCUGGCGAGCCAAUUCGGGAGUUGAGCAAGCCCAGGAACAUCUAAACAGGUUCCUGGGAUAUACAAUUACUGGCAUCGCCAAUCUUAAAAAUGGUGGCAAUCCUCCUAUAACUACAGAUAGUUCUAUUGAUCUAGGAUCAUUAGCUGACUGUAGCUCAAUAAACCUGAGUGGUGGUCAAACCUGGAUUUUAAUAGCAGACGUGUCCAGCUUAAUUGAUGCUUCAGAGUACACAUUUGGAUUUUGGAUAAACUUUGAAUCAACUAUUAGCGGAAGAGUUUUUCGGUUCGGAAAUAGCAUAGGCCCAUUUUAUAGUGUCUCAUCAAGAACCGAUGGCACCUUAAAAGUUGCCUUCGGCUCAGCCUCUGGAGUAAAUUAUUGAACUCAUGACUUUUCCUUCACUGUCCCUUUAAGUAAUUUCUAUACAGAUAAAUGGUGCUUUAUUGCGUUUCACUUUAUAAAUAACUCAGGUAUUAUUACUUUGGAGGUUUUAUUAACUGGCAUAGCCAAAAUUUCCAAAACUUUUGAUGAGUUAUGCUAUGCCUGGUGGAAAAUUCGAUUUUGGAUAGUCAAAUUAAGGGAAAAUUCCAUAGAGUUAUUCUUACAAAGAGUGCCACCAUAA